AUGACAAGGGGGUAUUUACUCGAAGAUUCAGAAGAAGAAAAUAUCGAUAGAAGCUCUAUCCCAAUUACUCGUAGAUGGAUCAACAAAGAUCGAGAAGCAGGACAUGAUCGCCUUUACCAAGAUUACUUUGCAGAUGAACCGAGGGUUGAUGCAACUGGAAGAAGAGGCUUGUCGCCACUCCAGAAAUGUACCACUGCAAUACGGAUGUUAGCAUUUGGCGUAGCAGCUGAUGCUGUUGAUGAUUAUGUGCGCAUAGGCGAGAGCACUACAAUUGAAUGCUUGGAAAAAUUUGUUGAAGGUGUCAUUUUCAUGUUCCAGGAUGAAUACUUGCGAAAACCCAAUCCAAAUGACGUACAAUGCCUGCUACAAAUAGCGGAGGGUCGUGGCUUCCCUGGCAUGUUGGGUAGCAUUGACUGCAUGCAUUGGCAAUGGAAAAAUUGUCCAAAGGCGUGGAAAGAUCGUUCUCCAGUGUUUGAUGAUAUUCUAAAUGACCGUCCUCCGGAGGUAAAUUAUACUAUUAAUGGUAAUAAUUAUACAAUGAGAUACUAUUUAGCAGAUGGUAUUUAUCCUGAAUGGGCCACAUUUGUCAAAUCAAUCUCAAAGCCACAAGGGGAGAAACGCAAGUUAUUUGCACAAUAUCAAGAAGGGCAAAGAAAAGAUGUGGAACGAGCAUUCGGAGUGUUGCAAGCACGCUUUGCAAUUAUACGUGGUCCAGCUCGUUUUUGGAAAAAGAAGAAGCUCGCCAACAUAAUGAGAGCUUGUAUUAUAUUGCAUAAUAUGAUUGUUGAGGAUGAAAGAGACACUUAUGCAGGAAAUUUUACUCAAAGCUUAGAGUAUGAUGAUGUUGAAAAUGGCUUAUCACAACCUCAGUUGGGAGAAGAAGAUUUUGCACCAUACCAUCAAUUUCUCCAAAGAAAUGCCCAACUUCGAAAUAGGCAGCAUCAUAGACAAUUGAAAGAGGAUUUGAUUGAACACAUAUAUGGCAAUUUCACAAUGCUUGUCGUCAACUAUAGAGUUUAA
Arachis stenosperma is the source of this 1020-nucleotide messenger RNA. RefSeq lists its product as uncharacterized. The record is from RefSeq and is a predicted model, not a curated record. The transcript is spliced from 3 exons. Bases 1 to 1020 code for a protein of 339 amino acids. NCBI's taxonomy places the organism in Eukaryota, Viridiplantae, Streptophyta, Magnoliopsida, Fabales, Fabaceae.